Messenger RNA from Tripterygium wilfordii, 950 nucleotides. RefSeq names its product cyclin-U4-1. NCBI's taxonomy places the organism in Eukaryota, Viridiplantae, Streptophyta, Magnoliopsida, Celastrales, Celastraceae. Gene Ontology annotation, biological process: regulation of cyclin-dependent protein serine/threonine kinase activity. Gene Ontology annotation, molecular function: protein kinase binding. The transcript is spliced from 2 exons. The record is from RefSeq and is a predicted model, not a curated record. The coding region runs from base 69 to 674 and encodes 201 amino acids.
UCUCGCAAAGCAACAUCGAUAACUAGCAACCCCCUAACUCUCAUUAUUCAAGCGAGAACAGAGCUUCAAUGGCUGAUUUACAAGAGACCAUGGCGAUGCCCAAGGCGAUAUCUUUCCUCUCUACACUCCUCCAGCGAGUCGCUGAUUCGAACGAUCUCAACCGGCGAUUCCAGCCCCAGAAGAUCUCUGUUUUUCAUGGACUCACUAGACCCACAAUCUCCAUCCAGAAUUACCUUGAGAGGAUCUUCAAGUACGCCAAUUGUAGCCAGUCUUGCUUUGUGGUUGCUUAUGUAUAUCUUCAUCGGUUCGCUCAGAGACAGCCUUCUUUGCCUAUCAAUUCCUUCAACGUUCAUAGGUUGCUCAUCACCAGUGUCUUGGUCUCUGCCAAAUUCAUGGAUGACAUAUUCUACAACAAUGCAUACUAUGCCAAAGUGGGAGGAAUCAGCACAACAGAGAUGAAUCUUCUUGAAGUAGACUUCUUGUUUGGGCUGGGCUUUGAACUAAACGUGACGCCCAACACCUUCUACACAUACUGUUCUUUCCUUGAAAGAGAAAUGUUGAAGCAAUCUCCUCCACAACUAGUAAUAGAGCCUCUGCAUCAUCAACUAAAGCAGCUUCACCUUCGCUGUUUCAAUGAAGAUGACUCCACCCAUCAAAAGCAACUGGCUGUUUAAAUUAAAGCUUUGUUGGGAGAUUUAGGCAGUAAUAGUAUUGUAGUAGUAGUAAUGUUAGCUCAAGUCCAUGUGGAAAUCAAUAGUAAACUUGCUUAAUUUUGUUUUGUGUGUGCUUUCAUUGGCAUGUUGAAGAUUUUGUAGUAGUGGCAAUGUACAGAUUGGCAUUUCGUCUUUACAGCCUGGUUUGGUAGGAAAUCUUUGGGUUGUCUUUGGUGGGUUUUCUUCUAUUCAAUGUGCUGCUAGCACUCAGGUUUUGGUGGUCUGCUACCAGCCGUA